Messenger RNA from Manihot esculenta (cassava), 1999 nucleotides. RefSeq names its product single-strand DNA endonuclease 1. Lineage: Eukaryota; Viridiplantae; Streptophyta; Magnoliopsida; Malpighiales; Euphorbiaceae. The transcript has 14 exons. Gene Ontology annotation, molecular function: 5'-flap endonuclease activity. The record is from RefSeq and is a predicted model, not a curated record. Bases 102 to 1913 code for a protein of 603 amino acids.
AAAAAAAAAAAAAAGAAAUUUCAAAUUCGCGAUUUUCAAAUGCAACCAGACGAGAGCCUUUUCCCUCUUUGAAGCUUCUGUAACAUAUCGGAGAGAGAGUGAUGGGGGUGAAGAAUUUAUGGGAUAUCGUAGAAUCAUGUAAGAAAACUCUGCCACUUCAUUAUCUCCAAAACAAAAGAAUAUGCAUCGAUCUGUCUUGUUGGAUGGUUCAACUUCAAAGGGUUAAUAAAUCACAUUGCUCUAUCCAAGACAAGCUCUAUCUCAAGAGUCUAUUUCACCGUCUCAGAGCUCUCAUUGCUUUGAAUUGUAGUCUUAUUUUUGUUACUGAUGGAUCAAUUCCUGCUAUCAAACUUGCCACCUACAGAAAACGGUUAAAUUCUGGAUUUGAGGUUGCUGAGGAUGAAACAAAUUCAACAAAAACUUGCUCACUUCGGAGAAACAUGGGAUCUGAGUUCUCACGCAUGAUAAAGGAAGCAAAAAGCAUUGGAUUAGCACUUGGGAUCCCUUGCUUAGAUGGAAUUGAGGAAGCUGAAGCACAGUGUGCACUACUAAAUUCAGAAUCAUUAUGUGAUGGGUGUUUCACUUCAGAUUCAGAUGUCUUCCUUUUUGGUGCAAGAACAGUGUACAGAGACAUAUGCCUUGGGGAAGGUGGUCAUGUAGUUUGUUAUGAAAUGGUUGACAUAGAGAGCAAACUUGGAUUUGGGAGGAACUCGCUGAUUGUGCUGGCCCUUCUUCUUGGAAGUGACUACUCUCAUGGAGUUCAUGGAUUGGGUCCAGAGUCAGCAUGCCAGAUUGUUAAGUCAGUUGGAGACAAUAACAUUCUUCAACGAAUUGCAUCCGAAGGAUUAUCUUUUGCAAAGAAGACUAAGAGUUCAAGGAAACAAACACAGCGAAACUCGUUUCAUCCUGAAGUCAAUGCUUAUGGAACUGAUAACAAUUUAGAUAGGGAGAAUCAAGUUUUGCACGUAAUUGAUGCAUAUUUGAAGCCCGAAUGUCACACAGCAGAUUCAGAUGCGGUCUACAGGGUUCUUGCUCAGCUGCCAUUCCAACGAGUCAAACUUCAAGAAAUAUGUGUUCAGUUCUUUGGUUGGCCACCCGAAAAAACAGAUUUUUUCCCCUUUUUGUCCCAUUUCCUUGGCUUAGAUGAGUAUAUUCUUCCAAAAAUUGCUGAAAGAGAUUUGCGGAGAUUUGCCAAUUUGCGUUCAACUUCAUCAGAAGUGGGAGUAAAUCCUCCUUUAUGCAAGAUGCCAGUUAAAUGCCCUGUAUCUGCCAUUGUUAAACAGAGAAAAGUUCAGGGAAGAGAAUGCUUUGAGGUUUUGUGGGAAGGAGUUUAUGGACUUGAAACUUCCAUAGUUCCUGCUGAUCUCAUAGAAAGGGCUUGUCCUGAAAAGAUUGUUGAGUUCGAGGAGAAAAGAGCUCUGGGGAAGAAACAAAAUCACAGGAAACCAAGGACAAAGAAAUCAGAAAACAGAUCAAGUUCAACUGUGGCUGAAGUUGAUCUAAGGCUCCAAACUUUGUUGCUUGACAUUGAAUCAGGAAGUAAUGACGGUUUUAAGUUCUCCUAUCCUUCAACAGCAGUGACAUCAGAGGAUAACAAAACUGCAACUGCAACCGCAGUCCAAUCUGAAAACCAAGACCCUCUUUUUGCAGAGAUACAAGGUGAUAAUUACUGUAAUGCUGCCCUGCCUUGUGAUAUUGAUACAGGUCUUGCAAAAAAACAUGAGAUCAUUGAUCUCUUGAGCCCUUCUCCACCAGUAAUUACCCGUAAGCUCUCAAGUUGCAAUGUCAUCAGUGAUCAACGUAAUCUUGUGAUAGAUUUGAGUGAAUCAGAAACUGAAAUGUCGCCUGAGCAUGUGAGGAAGUCGAGGGAGCUUAGGUUGUUUUUAGCCAGCAUUAGAGACGACAUUUCUUGAAGAUCAUGAAUGGAGAUUAUUAGGUGGCGAAGAAAUAUCAACGUGUUAUGAUUUAUAAUGAUGAAGUAAUCUUUUUUUUUUUUCAA